Piliocolobus tephrosceles (Ugandan red Colobus) is the source of this 3130-nucleotide messenger RNA. RefSeq names its product armadillo repeat containing 7 (gene ARMC7). Bases 1086 to 1841 code for a protein of 251 amino acids. Lineage: Eukaryota; Metazoa; Chordata; Mammalia; Primates; Cercopithecidae. The transcript is spliced from 4 exons. The record is from RefSeq and is a predicted model, not a curated record. Gene Ontology annotation, molecular function: protein binding.
GGGAGGAUGGGGUGGUCCAUCUGAUUCUGCAAUCCCCACUUAGCUGACUGCCUGCGAACCUCUGGAGGAGGUCUGGGGCAGUUCCCGGGCAGGGAGGAUGGAGCUUACUUCCAUUCUCCCUAUUUCUGGGCUCCUACUUGCUGCUCUGUCCAGCAAGAGGCAGAAAAACUCCUUGGGCACCCUGGGGUGACAUGCACUUCCCAGGUCAAGGAGGCUGGGCCGCGCCCCGCCAGCCAUGGGGACCCUGGAGGUGCUUCUGCCUCUACGUCCUCCCAACAUGGGUGCUGCCAGACUCCGUUGCGCUCCUGAGUUGCUCCUCGCGGAAUUCCAGCCGCCCGACAUGGGUGUCUCACUUUCGGCUUCUGGGCCACGUCGGGGCGGCAGAGGACCCGGAGGGCCGGGCGGGAGAGUGGGAAAGGUGGGGCGGGAAAGCCGAGCGAGGCCCUCACCCGCCUUCGUGUUGGCGGGGGCGACAAGUGGGUUUCUUUCUUGCGUUCAGAUUUUGCAAUAAUUUGCAGCUGGACAUGGGAUAUAGGAGACAAGGCUGCUCCUCGCAGUACACCCACUCACGCCCGCACCUCCCUAGGCGAAGCGGCUCGCAGCUGGUUCCAGCACAGGUUAAAUAGCUUCCGUGUCCAGAACACCGAAAACGCGCCGCGCACGCGCGCCAAGGAGUUCGGCGACGGCCCCGCCCCUCGCCUGCCUCGUCCUGCCCCUUCCGCGCCUUUGGGGGUGGGGACAGCGCGGCUUCCGCCGGGAGCCUGGAACCGAGCCCCGGAGCCGGGGGCUGGGCGCCAGUGCCCACUCCGCCAGCUCCAACCCGCGGACGGUUCCCUGUCUCCCGCGCCCCAAUUUUGAUUUUCAGACCCAACUCCUACAGGAUUCUGAGACCCCGGCCCAUCUCCCCGCAUUCCAUUUCCAGCUGCAAAUUACUGCAGAGUCUGAACCCAGGAAAGAAGCCCGUUUGCCGUUCCCCUGUCUUCCCUCGCCAGACAGGUGGAGGGUGGGUGAGGUCUCGCUCGGCUUUCCCCCUGCACCUUUCCCACCCUCCCGCCCGUCCCUGGGGGUCCUCCGUCACGCCGGCCAUGGCCCAGAAGCCGAAGGUGGACCCCCACGUCGGGCGUUUGGGAUACCUGCAGGCGCUGGUCACGGAAUUCCAGGAGACCCAGAGCCAAGACGCCAAGGAGCAAGUCCUCGCCAACCUCGCCAACUUCGCUUAUGACCCCAGCAACUACGAGUAUCUGCGGCAGCUGCAGGUCCUGGAUUUAUUUCUCGAUUCGCUGUCGGAGGAGAAUGAGGCCCUGGUGGAGUUUGCUAUUGUAGAGACGGAGUUUCACCGUCUUGGCAAGGCUGGUCUAGAGCUCCUGACCUCAGGUGAUCCACUCGCCUGGCCUCCCAACGUGCUGGAUUACAGGUGUGAGCCACCACGCCCGGCCCCCUGUGAAGACUUUGACCCUGGGUUGAUUCAUCUCAGCAUGGGAGGCCUGUGCAACCUGUGCCCAGACCGGGCCAACAAGGAGCACAUCCUGCAGGCGGGAGGCGUCCCACUCAUCAUCAACUGCCUGUCCAGCCCCAACGAGGAGACGGUGCUGUCCGCCAUUACCACGCUCAUGCACCUGAGCCCGUCGGGCCGCAGCUUUUCCCCAGAGCUGACCGCCGCGCCUGUGGUGCAGUGCAUGCUUCGCUUCUCCCUCUCGGCCAGUGCCAGGCUCCGGAACCUGGCGCAGAUCUUCCUGGAGGACUUCUGCUCCCCACGCCAGGUGGCCGAGGCCCGCAGCCGGCAGGCGCACUCUGCCCUGGGUAUCCCACUGCCGAGGAGUAUGGCCCCACGGCAGCGCUGAUCCACGGGGACCGCGAGACUGUAGCACCCCUACUGCUGGAGACCACGGUCCUGAUGUGGACGCAGGGAACAGGGGGAGCAGAUGCUGCCCCACUGGUGCCUUUUCAGCCAUUUGCAAGGCGGGUUCUUUCAGCAGGACAGGCAUUUACACUGUGAUGAAACGCCAUUGGGAGUGAGGAAGCCAGACUCGGAGGCACGCAGAGAUCAAACUGGAGCUGCUUUCAUAGGCCGGCACUCUCUACCCUACGUCUGGUGCCAUCACUGCCAGGCUCAGGCCCUGGCGUAAGAAGUGGCCAAGUGUCUGGACCCAGAGGCUUCGCAGUACAGUGUUCUCAAGAGCUGGGACUGAGGCUUAGGAGAGCUGCCUUUGCUGCCGGAAAUCAGGGAUUAUCCCUUACCAGAAGCGUCUGGAGUAGUUUUCAGGGAUAGGAAUGAGAUGCCUCAUGGUAAAAGGAUCUCACGCUGGGAGGAUCUGCCCCCUCCGGGGCUGUGGAGGAUGGAUACCGCCCCCAGGGGCUCUCCAAGCUGGACAUCUGGGCCUGGUGGAUGCCAACCUGGAUAAUCUGUGGCCCAGCAUUGACUGUCCACCAGCCGUGCUAUCUGCUAAGCACCAUGAUUCCAAGAUGAAGAUAUGGUCUCUGCCCUUGAGUGACAGCCCAGUGACUUAAUGUGGCCAUUGGGCAUCAAGCACAAGGCCAUGCAGGUGAUAUGUCGGAGUAGAGGUGCCAGCCCUGGGAACUGCAUCUUCUCCCCUUGCCACCCCACGGCCCCGGCUGAAAGCUUUGGCCUUCCUCCUCCCCCACUUGCCACCCCAUGGUCUGGGCUGAAAGCUUCAGCCCUCCUCCCCGACUCGCCACCCCAGGCCCCUGACUGAAAGCUUUGGCCCUCCUUUGCUGUCACACUCAGUGAUGGGGAGCCCUACCCCAGAAGUGUGUCAUGAGGGCAUGAGGGACGCAGUGAAAAUGGUGCUCAAGGGAGACAGGAAGAGACAGCAACAUAAAGGAUGUGGCUCCACGUCCACGGUGCCCCCUGGUCAACUGAAGGAGCAUGAGACUUGAUGGAAAGUUACUCAGGGAAAAUGGGGGGUCCUUGCCUCUUGUGUACCCCCUCAAGGCUGACCCCUUAGAUGGCCCAGGAAUGGCAGGUGCUACAAGAAUGGUAUCCACAUGGGCAUGGAAAUGGGGCAGAUUCAGAGACCACUGGGCUGAGGGGAGGGAAGGGCUCAUCAGCACCCAUCCAGGGAGCCUGUCCCUUUAUGUUCCCAAAUAAAGGGUCCCAGAAGACUAGAAA